Messenger RNA from Nicotiana attenuata, 5401 nucleotides. RefSeq names its product protein transport protein SEC16A homolog. The record is from RefSeq and is a predicted model, not a curated record. Bases 461 to 4903 code for a protein of 1480 amino acids. NCBI's taxonomy places the organism in Eukaryota, Viridiplantae, Streptophyta, Magnoliopsida, Solanales, Solanaceae. Gene Ontology annotation, cellular component: ER to Golgi transport vesicle membrane; endoplasmic reticulum exit site. Gene Ontology annotation, biological process: autophagy; COPII vesicle coat assembly; Golgi organization. The transcript has 13 exons.
AAGUUGGGGACUUUUUGGUGCGAUAUGGAGGGGUUGUCUUCUUCUUCCUCUCUUCUCACAUCUUAAAUAGGAAUAGAAGAAAACAUGCAUAUAUAAAUAUUUGAAUGUUUUCUUUUUGUAUUUUAUUGAUAUAUAUACAUACAUAAGCCAAAUUAGCUUGGUGAAAUUUGCUUCGCGAUCUGUAAGUUAAUUUAGUUUGUUCAAUAAAUUUUCGUUUUUUCCCCUAUUAGUCUGAUUCUUUAAAUUGAAGCAACAAUUUCCCCAUUUUUUUUGUUUUUUUUUCCUUCCGGGUAUCUUAAGAAAACCCUAGAUCUUGUUGUAUCUUUGUUUUCUUGGAUUAAAUUCAAAAGGGGUUUUUUGGAUCUCAACAUUUGGGUUUUUUUUUAAUCUAAUUGGGAUUUGAAUUAGAGAAAUUUGUUGGGGUUAGGGUUAGGGUUAGGGUUAGGGUUAAGGGGAGUAAAUGGCUUCAAAUCCUCCAUUUAUGGUGGAGGAUCAAACAGAUGAAGAUUUCUUUGAUAAAUUGGUGAAUGAUGAUGAUGACGACAUUGAUUUUAAGGUAACUGCAUCGGUGUCGGUUGAUGGGAAUGAAUCUGAUGAGGCUAAAGCAUUUGCUAAUCUUAGUAUCAGUGAUGAUGUUAAUGAUAAUGCUGGAUUGGAAAAUCUAGGUGGAGUUAAAAAGGAAGGAACUUGGGAUGAUAAAAUAGUUGAUAGUGAUGUUAAACCGCCUUUGGUGAUAAAGGGAGGGGAUGGAGAGAAGAGUAGUGGCUCCUUACUGUCAUUGACUUCGGGCGGAUUAGAUAGUUUGCUCGAGUCAAGCAAUGGUGAUUUGGAGACUGAGGUAACUACUGAUUUGUCGGAAAGUCAUACUAGUGGAUCCGUUAAUCCUGAUGUAAAGGAGGAGGAGGAAAAUCACACUAGUGGAUCCGCCAAUCCUGGUGUAAAGGAGGUUGACUGGAGUGUGUUUUAUUCUAAUCCAGCUACAGAUGGUGAUACAGAGGUUUUUGGAUCUUACUCUGACUUUUUCAGUGAAUUGGGGAAUAAUAAUACUGGAGUUGUUAUUGGAAACACAGGGGAGAAUCAAAAUGUGGGGUCAAAUGUUGUAUCAGCUGAUCAAGUUAAUGAUUCCGCGAAUUUUGACAGUUCUAGUUCGUACAUGCAGCAGAAUCAAGAUGGUUUUGGCUAUAAUGCGACUACGGAACAAGUUGCAGGCGGGGAAGAUCAAAAUAACAGUCAAUAUUGGGAGAAUCUUUAUCCAGGAUGGAAAUUUGAUGUAAAUACUGGGCAGUGGUAUCAGGUCUCUAGUGAUGACUCAACAGCCAAUGUACAAGAUAAUUCUGCUGCUGACUGGACUGUUUCUGAUGGAAAGUCAGAAGUCUCUUACUUACAGCAAGCUUCUCAGUCUGUUGCUGGGACUGUAGCCGAGAGCGGGACCACUGAAAGUGUCAAUAAUUGGAAUCAGGUUCACCAGGUAAGUGAUGCGACUGAGAAUGCAGCGAAUUGGAACCACCAAGUUUCUCAGGCAAGUGAUGCGAGCGGGGUAGUGACAGGCUGGAAUCAGGUGUCUCAGUCGCGUGAUGAAGGUGGGAUUACGACUGAGUGGAAUCAAGCUUCAGAAGUAAACAAUGGAUACCCUUCGCAUAUGGUUUUUGAUCCUCAAUACCCCGGUUGGUACUAUGAUACCAUUGCCAUGGAGUGGCGCUCUCUCGACACAUAUACUUCAUCUAGUCAAUCAACUAUUCAAGGUGAGAGCCAGCUGAAUCAGAAUGGUUGGGUAUCAUCUGAAGAUUUUUCUCCCAAUCACGAUCAAAGUAUUUAUGGUGCAUAUGGGCAGAAUGAGAAUAGUAGAUCCAUAGGAUUUGGCAGUGGAGGGCAUGAUUACAAUGGGUCUUUUGGUAAAUACAAUCAGCAAAACUCAAAUGUGUGGCAAACCGAAAAUGUUGCCAAGAGUGAGCCUGUGUCAGAAUAUAGGGGGAACCAGCCAUUGGAGAAUCACUACAGCCAAGAGAUUUCUGCUAGCAGCCAUGUUAGUCCGCAAAUGUCUAAUCAGUAUGAGGGAACAAUUUCAUACCAUGGGAAAUCAAAUCAAACUCAAGGUAAUUUCUCAGCAACGGCUGGGUCACAGGGCUUUAAUCAGCAAUUUAGUCAGCCGACAAUGCAGCAAAACGAGCAGAAGCAUCUUUCAAGUGAUUAUUACGGAAGUCAAAACACAGUCAAUUAUUCCCCACAAGCAUUUCAGAACACCCAGCAAUAUCCUUAUGCUCCUACCGCAGGAAGAUCAUCUGCUGGUCGUCCUCCUCAUGCUUUGGUCACCUUUGGUUUUGGUGGAAAGUUGAUCGUGAUGAAAGAUAAUAGCUCUUAUGAUAGCUCAUCCUUUGGCAGCCAGAAUCCCGUUGGAGGUUCAAUAUCUGUGCUUAACUUGAUGGAUGUGAUGUCAGAGAGAAUCGACAGUUCAAGCCUUGCAACUGGGGCAUGUGACUAUAUCCAAACUCUCUGCCGAAAUCCAUUCCCUGGUCCUUUGGUUGGUGGAAAUGCUGGUAUUAAGGAGUUGAAUAAAUGGAUUGACGAGAGGAUUGCAAACCCUUUAUUCCCUGACGUGGAUUUCAGGAAAGGGGAAGUUUUGAGGUUGCUUCUGUCAUUGCUGAAAAUAGCAUGUCAAUACUAUGGGAAACUUCGAUCCCCAUUUGGUACUGAUACUUUGUUGAAGGAAGAUGCUCCAGAAACAGCAGUUGCCAAAUUGUUUGCAUCUCUGAAGAGGAAUGGUACACAAUUUAGCCAAUAUGGUACUGUUUCCCAGUGCUUGCAGCAAUUGCCUUCUGAAGGACAGUUGCGGACUACUGCUGCUGAAGUUCAAAGUCUUCUAGUUUCUGGAAGAAAGAAAGAAGCAUUGCAAUGUGCACAAGAGGGUCAGUUAUGGGGUCCAGCUCUUGUUCUCGCUGCACAACUUGGUGAUCAGUUUUAUGUCGAAACUGUGAAGCAAAUGGCACUCCGACAAUUAACAGCAGGAUCACCUUUGCGGACACUCUGCCUGCUAAUUGCAGGUCAACCAGCUGAUGUCUUUAAUCCAGAAUCUACAGCUCCAAGUGGCAUGCCCAUUGCAGCAAAUGUCGCUCAACAGCCUGCUCAGUUUGGUGCUAAUGUCAUGCUUGACGAUUGGGAGGAGAAUUUGGCUGUGAUCACUGCAAAUAGAACAAAGGAUGAUGAAUUGGUGCUUGUUCAUCUUGGUGAUUGUUUGUGGAAAGAGAGAAGUGAUAUUGUUGCUGCACACAUUUGUUAUCUGGUGGCAGAAGCAAACAUUGAACCAUAUUCAGACAGUGCAAGAUUGUGUCUUGUUGGCGCUGAUCACUGGAAAUUCCCCCGAACUUAUGCUAGUCCAGAGGCUAUUCAGAGGACUGAGAUAUAUGAAUACUCGAAGGUGCUUGGAAACUCUCAAUUUAUUCUUCCUCCUUUUCAACCUUACAAGCUUGUAUAUGCACACAUGUUAGCUGAAGUUGGGAGAACGCCAGAUGCAUUGAAGUACUGUCAAGCGUUGUCUAAAUCGCUUAAAACUGGCCGAACUCCUGAGAUAGAAACAUUGAGACAAUUAGUGUCAUCUCUUGAAGAAAGGAUCAAAACACACCAAGAGGGAGGGUUUGCCACAAAUUUGGCUCCUGCAAAGUUGGUUGGUAAAUUGCUUAACCUUUUUGAUAGCACUGCUCACCGUGUGGUUGGGGGCUUACCACCGCCGGUUCCUUCAACAACAAGCGGCAGUCCACAAGGGAAUGAACAUCAUUAUCAGUCUGCGGGACCUCGAGUCUCAAAUAGUCAAUCGACAAUGGCGAUGUCAUCUUUGAUGCCUUCAGCAUCCAUGGAGAAAAUAAGUGAAUGGGCAGCUGACAACAAUAGAAUGACGAUGCACAAUAGAAGUGUUUCAGAGCCCGACUUUGGAAGAACUCCUAGACAGGAUCAUGUCGACUCAUCAAAGGAAGCAAGCUCAAGUAACACACCAGGUAAUUCAUCAGCAGCUGCAGGUAGAUCACGCUUUGGUCGCUUUAGUUUUGGCUCUCAGCUUCUCCAAAAAACGGUUGGAUUAGUCCUUAAACCCCGACAAGGCCGUCAGGCCAAACUGGGUGAAACAAAUAAAUUUUAUUAUGAUGAAAAACUUAAAAGAUGGGUUGAAGAAGGUGCUGCGCCUCCUGCUGAGGAACCAGCUCUUGCACCACCACCAACCACUGCUGCUUUCCAGAGCGGGGCACCCGAUUAUAACUUGAAUAGUGUACUAAAAAGUGAAGGUUCUAUUAGCAACGGAAGUCCAGACAUGAAGAGUCCACCUUCUGCUGAUAAUGGUUCAGGAAUCCCACCACUUCCACCGACCACUAACCAAUUCUCAGCACGCAGUCGGAUGGCUGUUCGGUCAAGGUAUGUCGACACAUUCAAUAAAGGUGGAGGUAAUCCAACAAAUCUUUUCCAAUCGCCUUCUGUUCCUUCCAUGAAACCUGCUACUGGAAAUGCAAAGUUCUUUGUUCCUACGCCAAUGUCCCCUGUUGAACAAACAGUUGAUAGUCAUUUCAAUGAGCAAGAGACUUCAGGAAAUAGUGAGAAUAAUUCAAUCUCUGCUGUGAAUGGGUCAUUCCAGUCUCCUGCACCUCCAUCAACCAUGCCUAUGCAGAGAUUUCCAAGCAUGGACAGCAUCUCUAACAAGGGGGUAACUACUGGACCUAGCCCCCUGUCAAGUCAGUCACGGAGAACUGCAUCAUGGAGCGGAGGCAUUUCUGAUGCUUUCACCCCAAAUAAAUCUGAAGUAAAACCACUUGGUGAGGUAUUGGGUAUGCCUCCAUCAUCAUUCAUGCCUAGUGAUGCUAAUUUGGCGCACUCCUCGAUGAAUGGUGGUAGAUUUGGUGAAGAUCUACAUGAAGUAGAACUGUGACACAAUAAAGAUGUACAUAUUAAUUUUUGGUUGUUGUCUUGGUUCUCUCCACUCUCGGGGCACAAUGCUGCUCAAGAUCGUCGGCCAUCUGUUGGUAAGGGGUUUAAGUGUGGUCAAAGGAAGCUGGAACACACUUCUCACCAACACUUCAAUUACUUCUCCUUUUUGUAAAAGAUCAGUUAUGUGUUGAAAGCCAUUACAUAGCUGUUUACUUUUAGGCGUAGGUCGUAUUUUUGUCUUUUCUGUUUCUGUUUUCGCCUCUCCAAAAGGUUCAAUACCUGCUGUUUGAGAGUCUUGUCAUAAUAUAUUACAAGGAAAAUGGCAUGAGAUAUAUUGUAUAGUUGAUUUGUUCAUAUAGAGAAGGGAAUGUCCAUUCUAUUAGUUUAAAUAGGAAGACCAUCCCUGCGGGAGAAAGUGUAGCAAAGAAGAAUGUUAUAACUCCAUUUCCAGUAUUGAUUGGACAAAUAAAAUGCCUUGGACUUCUUCUCCCAGUGGACA